AUGGCCGCUCCAGCACGAACCCUACGGCACCUCUCGUCCGUAAGGACUUCCCUCUCACCCGCCCCAACAUCGACCCUCACCCUCCACUACCGCACCUACGCUACCACCGACAACGGCUCCGCCACCAACACACAGGGAAUCACCCGUCGGCGAAAGACCUCCUUCCAAGAUAAACUUAACGCUGGCCCUUCUUUUUCCGACUUCGUAUCUGGCGGAGAUGAGCCCCUCGAGCCGUCAGAGGCUUACGCUCUCAAAAAGGUCAUGGCUGGCCCCGCCGGCCGCAAGAAGGAAAUAACCCGUCUCCCCGACUGGCUUAAGACACCCAUUCCAGACUCGAAGAACUACCAGCGCCUGAAGAAGGAUCUCCGCGGAUUGAACCUGCACACCGUCUGUGAGGAGGCGAAAUGCCCCAACAUCUCCGACUGCUGGGGCGGCGGCGACAAGGCCGCUGCAACGGCCACUAUCAUGCUCAUGGGCGACACCUGUACCCGUGGCUGCCGGUUCUGCAGUGUCAAGACGAGCCGCACGCCCGCCCCGCUUGAUCCGCACGAGCCCGAGAACACGGCCGAGGCUAUCUCGAGAUGGGGACUCGGAUAUGUGGUUUUGACAAGUGUCGACCGUGACGAUCUGGUGGACGGAGGUGCGCACCACUUUGCGGAGACGGUCAUCAAGAUCAAGGCUAAGGCCCCGAGUAUUUUGGUCGAGUGCUUGACGGGUGAUUAUCGUGGAGACUUGGAGAUGGCGCAGGUGGUCGCGCGGAGUGGAUUGGAUGUUUUCGCGCACAAUGUUGAAACUGUUGAGGAGUUGACGCCUCAUGUCCGGGAUCGUCGUGCUACUUUCCAGCAGUCCAUUAGUGUGCUUAAGGCUGCGAAGGCUGCGAAGCCCGAUCUUAUCACAAAGACUAGUCUUAUGUUGGGUCUUGGGGAGACGGAUGAGCAGCUUUGGGAUGCGCUGCGCCAGUUGCGUGCUGUGGAUGUUGAUGUUGUGACCUUUGGUCAGUACAUGCGUCCUACUAAGCGCCAUAUGGCUGUUCACGAGUAUGUUACUCCGGAUCGGUUUGAGGCUUGGCGCCAGCGGGCACUGGACAUGGGUUUCUUGUACUGUGCCUCUGGACCUUUGGUCCGCAGCAGUUACAAGGCUGGUGAGGCUUUCAUUGAGAAUGUGUUGAAGAAGCGUCGCGCUGGAGCUGGACCCGCAACUACGGAGCAGACUGUCGAGCAGCCUGCUACUCAGGCUGAUGAGGCGACCCGCUAG
Molecule: messenger RNA, 1254 nt
Organism: Penicillium verhagenii
Lineage: Eukaryota; Fungi; Ascomycota; Eurotiomycetes; Eurotiales; Aspergillaceae
Product: lipoate synthase
Exons: 1
Coding region: 1-1254 (417 amino acids)
Biological process (GO): lipoate biosynthetic process
Cellular component (GO): mitochondrion
Molecular function (GO): 4 iron, 4 sulfur cluster binding; lipoate synthase activity
Source: RefSeq, a predicted model, not a curated record